CUGCAACUUCCCCUUUCGCUUCGUCUCUCCUCCCCUCCGCCAUCGCCUGCUUGUCAAAGCGAGCCUCCUCCUCCGCUUACUGUCCCCUCCCAGCGGGUCUCCCUCCCUGGCCACUGCAGUGAAAGCCUCGCUAAAAGGAGAGAAGAGACGGAGAGACGAGUCUGAAGCUCGGUAUAGCACCACAACGAGACUUCAGCAAGCACCACAGUUGUGUAUUUUUCGCCACAGAUCGGCGGCCUACCGACCCCCUCGUUAAACCUUUUUUCUGUUCACGUCGCCUGGAUUUCAUCAUCCGUCCUCCAAGAUGGGAAAUGAAGCCAGUUACCCCCUGGAGAUGUGCUCACAUUUCGAUGCUGAUGAGAUUAAGAGGCUAGGGAAGAGGUUUAAGAAACUUGACCUAGAUAACUCGGGCUCACUCAGCGUGGAGGAGUUCAUGUCGCUGCCUGAGCUGCAACAGAAUCCGCUGGUGCAGAGGGUUAUCGACAUAUUUGACACGGACGGGAACGGAGAGGUGGACUUUAAAGAGUUCAUCGAGGGAGUCUCACAGUUCAGUGUCAAGGGGGACAAGGAACAGAAGCUUCGGUUUGCAUUCAGGAUCUAUGACAUGGACAAGGAUGGCUACAUCUCCAAUGGUGAACUCUUCCAGGUGCUGAAGAUGAUGGUAGGCAACAACCUGAAGGACACACAGCUCCAGCAGAUCGUGGACAAGACCAUUAUUAAUGCAGACAAGGACGGAGAUGGCAGGAUAUCCUUUGAAGAGUUCUGUGCAGUGGUUGGUGGUCUUGAUAUACACAAAAAGAUGGUGGUGGACGUGUGAGCGCUCCUCUGCUCGCUGAUUUUCCCCCCUUCCUCCUCGACACUCGCUUUCUCCACCAUCUCCGAAGAUCUGCUCAAGACGUCCGGCAAAACGCUCUGUGUAACUCAAUGGAAGUAUUCUCUCUAUAUCUUUCUUUUUCUUUUUCUCUCUCUCUCUCUCUCUCUGUGUGAAGCCACUUUUCCUUUCAAAACCACAGGCCUCGCGAAGCCAACUUUGAAGUGUUACUGAACUGACAAGCCCCUCAAUAACCCGGUUGUAGCACUUUAAAAGACUGAAGGACAUCUGUUUGUCUUUUGCAAGAACGUCUCCGAUUUUGGAUGAAGGGGGAGAAAGGUGGCACAGUGAAGAGGCUGGUUGGCUUGUUCAUAUUUUGUCCUUUUUUUUUUAAUUGUUAUUUUUGAUAUUUAUUUUUUGUUCUUGUCUUUUAUAAAGAAGAAAAAAAAUACAAGUAUAUCUAUGGUUGUCUCGUGAGGGGAAGUGUACAAUAUAUUAACACUUGACUUGCAGUACAACUAGAAAGUAGGGUAUGAAGUGCCAACCGGAACAUAUCCAGAAACCAGUCCAAGUUAUUACCUAUCAUCACCACUAAAAUCAUGCCAGACACACUGGCCUGUGACAUUUCCAACUGCGAGUCAUAUUGGCUGCACUAAGAAAUUUCAGAUUUUCUAAUGUCUUGACUUUUACCUUCCACACAAGUAGUUUAGAUUAGACCAGUAAAGAAUUCAGUCACUCUUAGCAAAGCAACUCAUGGUUUUAUUCUUUAGAUAAAGAUUGCUACUUUUAUUUAUACUUAAUGUGUUUAUAUUGUUGGAGAUUAUGCUCGUUUCCUGUCAAAUUAGAGGUAGAUAAAUGAAUGCCAACAAAAUGUUUUUUCCAAAAUAAUUUGUGGCUGCAAACACAGUACAUGGUUUACUAUCGAUGAAGCAUUUCUGAAUCCAGAAGACAAUCUCCAAAGCAAAGAACAGCUCUGCUCUCAGGCUGACAGAGGAGCCAUAAUGGAUUCACUAGAAUUUCGAGACUUUACGUAACGUUGGAAGCAGAGGCUGGAUGGACUCGGCUAAGAGCUGAGAGUAAUAGUUUGGCAUUGAAUAAUGGUGAGAUUUUACACUGUUUGUGCAAGUAUAUAGCAAUUUAAGAGACUUAUCUGCAGGCGGCAUUUUUUUAAAAUAAUGUGUAUAUUGGGUAAUCAAUGUGUGCUCAUCUUCAACAGCCAGAGGAGAAGGCUUUGCCUCUGCUUGACAUGAGCCCUUCUGAAUACUUAACCUUUCUCAGUACAGCACAUGACAGGUCAGUUUUCUGUAACGCUACACAAACACUUAAAAUCUUAACACAUUGGCGUGAUCAGGGUGCAGUGGGGUUAACUGUAUAGUGUAGUUUUGUUUAGUUUUUUUUCUGGAACAUGUACAUUUCAAAAGUUGGCUUCUUCUCCCACCUUUUUUUUUUCCUGUCAGAAUCACCUCAUUUCUCCCCCUCCAAAACAUAAAUUCAACCAAAUUUUAAUUUCUAAGGGAAAAAUGCUUCCUACGAUACUUGGCAUCAGGAUAGCUUUGUUUUGCUUUGGAGGCCGAGUGCUCGUUGGAACAGGAGUGUUCAGUCAGAGAUGUGAAUCUGGAGUACUCUGUUGUCCCUAAUCCCAAAGCUCUGCACGGCUUGGGCCUCCCUGUGCUUGCAUGACAUGGAAGUAUAAUUUUUGUUGUGCAUGUAGAUCAAUUUUUUGAAAUAAUCCUCUUGUUUACACAUGGAUGGUGAUGUUAAUAUAUUUAAAAAUUUAAUGGUAUACAAUAUGGAUGUUGCCAAACUUUGGUAAAUGUACACAUUAUGAGAGGUAAUCCAAAUGAACUGAACUACACGUAACUUUUUGUAUUUUACUCGGGUCAGCGAGAUGCUUCUAUUCCAGUAAAGGUUGCAUAUCUGAUCCUGUCUCAAACUGCCACACACUGUACUCAGCUUAAAGGGGAAAUUUUGAUGGUUUUUUUUUCCCUUUCUUUUGUAUAUAAGUAUUUGUUAAAUGCAGUUCUGGCUCUCUGUUCUCUGUAUAGUUCAGACCGCGCUUUAGUUUGUAAGUGCUACUUCUUCUCUGAGGGACUUGGGUUCUUUUUAGUUUGUGUGGGGAUAUCUGAAAAGAUUUAAGUUUGAGAAUCUUUUUUCCUUUUUCUGCAUGCUGCAUCUUAUGCUGUGGGACUGUUGGAAACUUGAUACUGUAUGAAAAUUAAAUUUAAAUAAACUUUGAAACGUG
This is a messenger RNA of Monopterus albus (swamp eel), 3053 nucleotides long. Its product is annotated as calcineurin subunit B type 1. Gene Ontology annotation, molecular function: calcium ion binding. The record is from RefSeq and is a predicted model, not a curated record. The transcript has 6 exons. The coding region runs from base 305 to 817 and encodes 170 amino acids. Lineage: Eukaryota; Metazoa; Chordata; Actinopteri; Synbranchiformes; Synbranchidae.